Quercus robur (English oak) is the source of this 1856-nucleotide messenger RNA. RefSeq lists its product as uncharacterized. The transcript is spliced from 9 exons. Lineage: Eukaryota; Viridiplantae; Streptophyta; Magnoliopsida; Fagales; Fagaceae. Gene Ontology annotation, molecular function: mRNA binding; N6-methyladenosine-containing RNA reader activity. The record is from RefSeq and is a predicted model, not a curated record. Bases 183 to 1400 code for a protein of 405 amino acids. Gene Ontology annotation, cellular component: nucleoplasm. Gene Ontology annotation, biological process: regulation of mRNA splicing, via spliceosome; mRNA splicing, via spliceosome.
AAAAAAAAAAAAAAAGAAAAAAGAAAAAAAAAACACAGAGAGCGAGAGAGAGUGUGAGAGAUAGAACAAAAUAAACUAGGGCUCCGAAGUUGCAGAAAAAAGCUUUACCUUAUCGUCGUCGUGAACUACUUUUACACUCUCUCUCUCACUCGCUCACUCUCGCUCUACACAGUUGUAGGGAUAUGUCUUCUGACACUGCAAAGGAGAAUGCUUCUGUAGUUGAUUCAUCAGUGACUGAAUGGAAACAAGACAUGGGAAAUUCAGAUGAUCCAGAGAGUUCUAGUUACAAAGUGAAUGAGGAUGGCUAUCCAUCUAGGGAAGAUAAAGUGCGGAACUCCCAUGAUCCUCUGGGAAAGUCAACCACUAGCAAAAAGGGUAAAUUGUAUAAUACAAGAUAUUUCAUCAUUAAGAGUUUGAACCACGAUAAUAUCCAACGAUCGAUUGAGAAAGGAAUUUGGGCAACUCAGGUCAUGAAUGAACCAAUUCUGGAAGAGGCCUUUCUUAACUCUGGUAAAGUAAUUCUUAUAUUUAGUGUAAACAUGAGUGGUUUCUUCCAAGGGUAUGCCCAAAUGAUGUCUUCUGUUGGGUGGAGGCGAGACAAUGUUUGGAAUCAAGGGAGUGGAAAAAGCAAUCCCUGGGGGCGCAGUUUUAAGGUCAAGUGGCUGCAGUUAAAUGAUUUGCCUUUUCAAAAGACUCUUCACCUCAGGAAUCCAUUGAAUGACUACAAACCUGUCAAAAUUAGCAGAGAUUGCCAGGAGUUAUCUCCAGAUAUUGGAGAAGCUCUUUGUGAGCUCCUUGAUGGGAAGAGUGACGUGGAUGACUCGCUGAGUAGUUUUUACAGGGAUGAUAUUCCUUCCAAAAGGCCUUGUGUAGAUUCUCCAUGUUCUUUAGGAAAUGAAGAGUAUAAUGUGCCUCUAGGGCAUAUGCCAUGGUCCAGAACACCUAUGCUUUAUCCUUCAUUGCUCUACCCACAUCAGCCUGAAGCAAAUAGAUUUCAUUUAGGAUACCAGAGUUCCACAGGGGUUAUGUUUCCUAACAAUCCACCUAUUACCACUGGAUCAUCACAAGUUGAUGGAACAAAAUGUUCUCGCAUUAAUGGAGACCCCUCUAAUUUACAAGUGGAUGUGGAUAUGUCUUCUCGAUAUGAAGUUUGGGGUUUGUCAGCAGAAAGCCCAUUUACAAGUACUCUGACUGAUGAUGAUUUUCUUGAAAUGUCUUAUGAAGAAUAUCUGGAUGCCCAUAGCAGAAGCAACAAACAGUUAUGCCUCCCUGUGGCCGGACCAUCUAGGAAAACACAGGAAUCAUCAAGAAGUAAAAAGCAUGAUGAAGAUUUAAACUCAAGCUGUAUAGCUGAUCAGUGUUCCUCACGUAAGAGGACUCAUCAUUCAUCCCAGAAAUAAUCGUAUCUUGGACAGUGGAAGCUUCCCUUGGUUUUUUCCGGAUGGUGUUGGUGAUUUUAGGAGAGUUUCGCCAUUAUCCUGCAAGGAAUGAGACUGCAAUUUAUUCUAAGCUCUGGGACUCAUUAUGUUGUCGUGUUGUAUACAGUUGUAUCUUACCAUAAAAUCUCAAUACUGAACUUUACUGGGGCCUGGUUAACAACUUGUACAUAAAUUGAGGCAACAUUGGCCCAACUUAUCUCUUUUUUUUUUUUUUUUUUUUUGAUUUGAUAUUUUACCCUUUUCUUGAUAGAGUUUAGGAAGAUGCAUAGGUUAGGUGGUACAAACCUAGAUUUUGAUACAUGUAAUUUGGUUGGGCAUGUAAACAUUAUCUGAUCGUAGUGGUAGAAUAUGGUAACGUGAAAUCAUAAAUUUCAGUGUUGCCUGGAAUAAAAGUAGUAGAUAGUGGAAAUUGGUAUA